Messenger RNA from Apis mellifera (honey bee), 2294 nucleotides. It is a transcript of the gene tum, whose product is annotated as rac GTPase-activating protein 1. NCBI's taxonomy places the organism in Eukaryota, Metazoa, Arthropoda, Insecta, Hymenoptera, Apidae. Gene Ontology annotation, biological process: signal transduction. The record is from RefSeq and is a predicted model, not a curated record. Bases 316 to 2238 code for a protein of 640 amino acids. The transcript has 11 exons.
AAUUUAAACUGCUGGAAAAAGCGGUUGUUGUGUGUUCAACGUAUAAUGUCAACGGCUUCGUGACACGGUAAUGAUAUAUUUUCGUCGAAGAAAUAAUUUUUCGAUAAUAUCAGUGAAAAUCUAAGAUAGAAAUGUAUAACAUGAAUUAUAUUAUCAGAUUAAUAAUUAAAGAUCUAAUAAAGUGAUAUUUAUAACGAUACGAAUUGUAAGAACGAAAUAAUCGAUAGAAAAUCGUUACAAAUUAAGCUGCGUGGUUCGUACACAUAUGACAAAAUAUCUUAAUUUUCUUUAAACAAGUUCUACAACAAUUUAAAGAUGACUGCGUCGUUAUCGUUGCUCGCAAGCCACGAUGAAGUGGUUCGAUGUACAAAUGUAUUCGUAAAUGGAGCUUGCGAAGAAGAAUUUUUAAAAUUUGCUAUAAAUCAAGAAGAAAUGAGACAAAAAUGGUUAGCAUCUAUACAAGAAUGUCAACGUCUUCAUACAGCUUUAGAAAAAGCUCAUCAAGAGGCAGCUGAUUUAGAUAGAAAAUUAAGUCAUGCUAGAAGACUUCUAGAUGAAGAGAAAAAAAGAAGACGUACUGUUGAAGAACAAAGAAAUUCAUUGGAAAGACAAAUUGCCAUGGUUAGAGAUCUUUUAUUUAAUGAUGGUGGAAGAAAUUUAAAUGAUGAAACUCGUGAAAAAUUACAAUUUUUAAAUAAUACUACAUUAAAUGGUCGACAUAGUAAUAUACAUAUUAAAGAUGUUCAUCAAAAUGAAAAAUUAAAUACUAUAGCGGAGCUGGACUCCACUGGCUCUAUUUUAAGUGACUUAAGUUGUUUCUCAAAAUCAGAAGAUGAUUUAGAUAUUAGUGCAAUCAUUCAACAAAAUCAAAAAAAACGUGAAUGGAAAGAGCAUAGACCUAGUGGUGAAUAUUCCGCAAAAAAGAGACGUAGUGGAACACAAAAAACCACAGAAUUAACUUCAUCUGAUAGAAUAGUAGCCACAACUACAGUAGUGGUGCCAAAAGAUGGCAAUAUCACUGCAUCUUCUGUAAUUGAAGCUAUACCUGGGGAUGAGAAUCAAGAUCCACAGGGUCCUUUACAUAAUUCACCUAAAAGACGUAAAAGUGGUGAUCGUAGUAGAUCAAAAUUAACACCUCUUAAUACAAAUGAAAUACAAAUUGAUACUGCUCCGUCUGCACCAAAAAUAGAAGCUCUCACAUCAGGAUCAGAUUCUGAAGGUAUCUUUAAACCUAGUCCAAAUAUUGGAGGAUAUACUUUAAAUACAAAAUCAGCUAGAGGACAUAGUUUUAUAGCAAAGACAGUAAUUAAACCAGAAGUUUGUACACCCUGUGAUAAAAGGAUUCGUUUUGGAAAAAUAGCUUUGAAAUGUAAAGAUUGUAGAGCUACAGCUCAUACAGAAUGUAAAGACUUAGUGCCAUUACCAUGUAUACCUACUGGAAAUACACCUACAUUACGUGGCACAUCAGGAACAAUAGCAGAUUAUACACCUAUGAUUCCACCAAUGGUACCAUCAUUAGUUGUUCAUUGUAUUAAUGAGAUAGAAUUAAGAGGAAUGAGUGAACAAGGACUAUAUAGAGUAAAUGGUGGUUCAGCAGAAGUAAAAUAUCUAAAAGAAAAAUUCCUUAAAGGCAAAGGUGCCCCUAAUCUUUCUGACGUUGACAUUCCUACCAUAUGUUCUACCCUUAAAGAUUUUCUUAGAUCAUUACGGGAACCGUUAAUUACUGUCGGAUUAUGGGCAGACUUUGUUCGUGCAACUACUAUUACUGAUAAACAAGAUGCUGAUGCUGCUUUAUACCAAGCAAUUUCAGAAUUACCUCAACCUAAUAGAGAUACACUUGCCUUUUUAAUUUUGCACUUGCAAAGAGUAUCAAGCAGUCCAGAAUGUAAAAUGCCAAUAAGUAAUUUAGCUAAAGUUUUUGGACCUACUUUGGUGGGUUAUAGUUCUCAGAAACCAUCACCUACUUCUCUUCUUUCCGAAACGAAUAAUCAAGUUGCUAUCGUAGAAAGUUUAUUGAAAAUUCCCUCAGAUUAUUGGGCAAAUUUCGUCAAUCCUGAAAACAUACAUAAUAUUGGUACUCAUAAAACUGGUGAAUUACAACAUACACCAUCUCAGGAAUCUUUACUUAAACGUAGUAUUUCCCGUGGUUUCUUUAAUACUCCGCUUGCUUCUAGUCGAUCAUUUAUGAGAAAAAAUAAAAAAUAUUUUGGGACAUCUCCCUCUAGAGUAGCCUUCUAAUGAUGUGCAGUCUAUCAAGAGUUUUGUGCAAUAUCGUUUUUACUAUGCAUUCCUUU